UUAGUAUUUAAUAGUAAAUAACCAAAUAUUUGUAAAAAUAAUUAGUAUUUUUAUUGAAUAUAAAUAAAUUACUUAUUAUAAUAAUGACCCGACAAUUGCGCGCACUAUUUAUCUCUGUGGACGGCACCGGACAUAUCAAUGCCUGUAUAGGUGUAGCGCAAACAUUGAUGGCCAAUGGCUAUAGUGUGGCAUUUAUUAUGAAUGAUCUCUGGAGAGGACACUUCACAAAGUAUGGCAUCGAAGAGAUACUGUUUCCAAAUAGUGAACUCAAAGUUGACGGCUUAUUGGUUGAGGAUUUUGCAAAACGUUUGGUCGACGAUGGAGUUAACUGUCCGACGACUGCAUUGGAUAAUUGUAUUAAUCUUAACCGAAACACUUUACCCGAUUUUAUUGACCGGACCGUACAGUUAGAUAGAGUGUUGGACACAUUAUUGCCGACUAUACAAAAGGAUAUCAUAUUAAUUGAUUAUCCGUUUUGUUUGGCAUCGGUUGUCAAUUCGGGCACUCCAUGGGUUGGUAUUUGUAGUUGUAAUCCAUUGUAUUAUUUAGAAGACAAUAGGACACCACCGGCUAAUUCAGGAUUGCCAGCCGUUGGACACGAAAAUGAGUGGAAAGAGUUUCGUUCAAUUAUACAUAAAGUAAAAACUGAAGUUUGGAAACCGUUUAAAGAAUAUUUAGAAACUAAAAACAUUUAUGAUUUUAAUGAGAUUAUUCCCUAUCAUUCAAAAUACCUAAAUAUUUAUGGCUUUCCCGAGGAAUUGGAUUAUACAGAUCUGAGACCAAUGCCCGACAAUUGGCAUCAAUUUGAUAAUUUUAUGAGAAGUGACAAACAUUUAACAUUUGAAAUACCGGACAAAUUAAAGGAAAAACCCGGAAAAUUAGUUUACUUUUCGUUGGGAUCAAUGGGUGCGGCAAAUGUCGAUAAUAUGAAUCGACUUUUAGCUAUAUUAAGUAAAUCAAACAAUCGGUUUAUUAUAUCAAUGGGUCCACAAUAUGAAAGCAUCAAAUUGUAUGAUAAUAUGUGGGGACAAUCAAGUGUACCACAACUACAAGUGCUACCGUUAGUUGAUUUGGUUAUAACUCAUGGCGGAAACAACUCUACAACUGAAACAUUUUGUUUUGGAAAACCAAUGAUAGUUAUGCCACUGUUUGGCGAUCAGUGGGAUAAUGCACAGAGAGUUGAGGAAAAAAGGUUUGGCCUUAGAUUGGAUGCAUACAAGUGUACGGAAAAGGAGUUAUUGUCAGCAAUCGAUACACUAUUGAAUGACAACAAAUUGACGGAUAAAUUGAAACAAAUAUCACAACGAAUACAACAAGAAAAUAGUUUAUCAAAAUUGCCACAAAUUAUUGAAAAAUUUAUAAAAUAAUAAUCAUUUAAAUAACAUAAUUUACAGUUUUA
Molecule: messenger RNA, 1399 nt
Organism: Oppia nitens
Lineage: Eukaryota; Metazoa; Arthropoda; Arachnida; Sarcoptiformes; Oppiidae
Product: NDP-glycosyltransferase YjiC-like
Exons: 2
Coding region: 84-1367 (427 amino acids)
Molecular function (GO): UDP-glycosyltransferase activity
Source: RefSeq, a predicted model, not a curated record